AUGUUGAGGAAGAAAAUUAUUUCUCUUUCUAUGCUUGUGAUGGUUUUAGGCAUGCUAGUAGCAACAUUAGAUGCACGCCAAAUUGAUGACGGAGUUGGCCCUGCUACACCAACUAGUUAUUGUUGUGCAGGAAUAACUGAUUUAAAUCAAAAGGCUAACACCACUCAGAUUCGGAGGGAUGUGUGCAAUUGUCUCAAACCGGCUGCAUCAAGAUUCGGAGUUAACCCAGAUAGAUCAAAACAACUACCAACUCUUUGCAACAUUACUCUCAAUGUUCCUUUUGAUCCAAGCGUCGAUUGCAACACGGUUCAAUGA
Medicago truncatula (barrel medic) is the source of this 315-nucleotide messenger RNA. Its product is annotated as non-specific lipid-transfer protein. The coding region runs from base 1 to 315 and encodes 104 amino acids. The transcript has 3 exons. Gene Ontology annotation, molecular function: lipid binding. The record is from RefSeq and is a predicted model, not a curated record. Gene Ontology annotation, biological process: lipid transport. Lineage: Eukaryota; Viridiplantae; Streptophyta; Magnoliopsida; Fabales; Fabaceae.